AUGGAAACUUGCAAGUGGAUAACAGAAAACAACUUUUCGAGGGUAUGUCUGCAAUUUCCUGAUGAGCUAUUGAAUAUGAGUGCACAAAUUUAUGAGGAAAUAAAGAAAAGGAUUGAUGUCGAUCUAUAUAUUUUAGGAGAUACUUCAUACGCUAGUUGUUGCAUAGAUGCAGUAGCAGCAAUGCAUGUACAGGGAGAAGCAGUGAUUCACUAUGGGCGAACCUGUUUCACAAAAUCAAAUAUUCCUGUCUUCCUAGUUCUCCCCAAAAGAGAUCUGGAUCAUAACACUAUCAAGAAAUGUUUAAAGGAACAUUUUAGUAAUGAUGAGCAGACCAAACUAUGUCUUUUUUAUGAUGCUGAAUUUGAACAUUGUAAAGAUGAAUUAGUCAAAAUUUGGUAUCAGCAAUAUCCUCACAGCUUAAUAGCAUUUGUUGAGAUGGAAGACAAAAGUAAAAGGUUUCUUGGUCGCUUGAUUAAGAACAGAAAUGGAGAGGAAUUCACUGUAGACAUACUUAAGGAGUGCAUUUGUAUUUAUGUUGGAUUAAAUGGACAGACUUUGUUUAAUUAUACUAUAUCAGUUGAAGCUAAAAAAUGGGUUGCACUAGACCCAGAAACAUCCAAAAUUGAAAGGAAGGAAGAGACCACUUGGUUCAAACGAAGACACUUUCUAAUUGAAAAAUGCAGAGAUGCCAACAUAGUUGGGAUUCUUAUUUGUAAACUUGCUGGCGACCAAACUAAAGAUAUAAUAAGCAGAAUGAAGCAGCUUUGUAAAGUUAAUGGAAAGAAGAGCUAUAUCAUUUCAGUUGGAAAACCUAAUGUUGCUAAACUAGCAAACUUUCCAGAGAUUGAUAUUUAUGUUAUGAUUGCCUGCCCAGAAAAUAACCUUUACAAUAACAGAGACUUCUACAAACCAAUAAUUUAUCCAUUUGAAUUGGAAGUGGCAUUAAACUCAAAUAGAGAAAGAUACUUCACGAGCCAUAUAACUGAUUACAAUGAGCUACUACCAGGCCAGCGACAUUACUGUGAUAUCAACCACACCAAAGAAAUCACAGAUGUUAGUCUUAUUACUGGUAAAAUUAGAGAAACUAGAGUUCAGUCAAACACGGAAAACACAAUGGAGUUAGCUGAAAAACAAAAUUUGGCAUUGGAAACUAUUGGUCACAAUUUGAGGGAAAGGUCAUGGAAAGGUCUGGAACAGAAACUAGGGGAAACGGAAGUAAAAAAAGCUGAGCAAGGUCGUAGAGGGAUACCGUUGCAAUAUAGUAAUGAGCCAGAGUGA
Messenger RNA from Parnassius apollo (apollo), 1278 nucleotides. The record is from the annotation of a GenBank genome assembly. Lineage: Eukaryota; Metazoa; Arthropoda; Insecta; Lepidoptera; Papilionidae.